Molecule: messenger RNA, 1236 nt
Organism: Hylaeus volcanicus
Lineage: Eukaryota; Metazoa; Arthropoda; Insecta; Hymenoptera; Colletidae
Product: myosin-3-like
Exons: 6
Coding region: 114-1037 (307 amino acids)
Source: RefSeq, a predicted model, not a curated record
UUAGGACUUUAAAAAACUACAAAAGGAACAAUGAAUAGACUUAGCUAUUAAUUUUAAAAGUAUACCAUGACACCUUUGUGAAUAUUGUAUUCGUUAAAAAGAACUAUUAUUUAAUGAUGCAACAUGUUAGUAAUGAUCAUAUAACACACGAAGAAAAUGCAACACAUUUGCAACAAACAAAUUUAGUCAAAUCUUUUACCUUAUCAAAGAAUCCUCAUGAUAUAGAGGAUGAUAUCCAUUCAGAAUCAAGUCAGAAGAGUAGUGACCUGCCAAAUGUCACACAAUUUUUAUGCAAUACAGAUACUAGUGAAAUGCUUUCUUUAGUUGACAAUGGUUUACAAAAAAGUGAUGAUGAAACUGUUGUUACCACUUCUAACUUUUCUCGCCUUCACUCUAACCAAAAACUAGCUACGAAUAAUGCGUCUACAGAAACCUUUUCAUCCAAUCAAGACACUCCGCUGAGUCACAACGUUCUUGUAAAUCAAGAUAUUCCAUUAACAGAAGAAUUUUCAGAAACAAAAGAUAUCAAUGUUCAAGUACGUUAUUUACUAGGAAAGCUUAAUCACGAGGAAGAAAAACUGAAUCAUGUGUUGCGUCUUAACGAAGAAUUACAAAAACAUUGCAAAAAUUUACAAAACAAUAUAGACACACGAGACGAAAAACUUGGCAUCUCUCAUAAGGUUCCAAAGAAUAUAGAAGAUUCAUGUAAAAAUGAAAAAAACGUGGAUUUGUAUAGAAAAGAACUACAAAGUAGAAGCGAAGAGUUAGCAGAAACCAAAGUACUUCUUGCCGCGCUUUGUGAGGACAAAGAAAAAACUGAACGUUUAAACCAAGAUCAUAUAAAAUUUCUUCAAUGUUAUCAUCCAUCCCUUAUAAAAGAAUUUAAUUCCUGGCGUGAACGGCAACAUUUUAAUGAUUCGGAAUCCUUAGCAAAUCAAAGACUAGCUACGAAAAUUGGAGGAAAAAAGAAAAAAAAUUUAUUCAAAAUGUUACAAAAUAAAGCAAUGAACAAUUACAUGUUUUUUAGUGCAGUCUAAAUAGUUAGAAUAUUUCUUUAAUUUUUUUUUUGUUAUCAGAAUAAUAUUGUAAACGCCUUAUUUUUUUAUCUUAAUUCUUAAAGAAUUUUUUAAAAGUUAAUAGGGUUUUUUUUUUAUUUAACACUAUUUUUUUUUUUUCAAAAAACAUUUUUAAAAGAAAAAUUGUUGGCAAUGAAACCCCAAUUUUUUAUGUUGACCC